AUGGACUCAGCAGCAUCACCAUCAUCACCAUUCCUCACCAAUAGCACCAUCAACACCGUUCCUCACCAUCAUCACCAUCAACACCGUUCCUCACCAGCAUCACCAGUCAUCACCAUAGGUCAGAUGACGUUGAUCGGUAUCGAUCGGUAGGU
Cylicostephanus goldi is the source of this 152-nucleotide messenger RNA. NCBI's taxonomy places the organism in Eukaryota, Metazoa, Nematoda, Chromadorea, Rhabditida, Strongylidae. The record is from the annotation of a GenBank genome assembly.